AUGGACGAGGAGCUGCUGAAGGAGGGCUCCUCCAGUCCGGAGAGCUCUGUCAAAAGCGUGGAGGAUCUAGCCGACGAGCUGAGUGGCGGCGACGAGGACGCGCUGCGCCGCUUGGAAGACGAGUUCGACGAGACGUUCCGCCGCCUGGCGACGAGACCGAUUGCGAAACCGACGACGGCGGAGCUGACGGAGAAGAAAAAGAAGCAGAAGAAGAAGCCGGCGGACGAGCCGACGAAGGUGCCAGCGUCGGAGCCGACGAAGGAGCCAGCGUCGGAGCCGACGAAGGAGCCAACGUCGGAGCGGACGGACGAGGCGACCCCGGAGCCGACGAAAGCGCCAACGUUGAAGCCGAUGACAGAGCCAGAGUCGGAACUGACGAAGGAGCCAAAGUCGGAGCUGACGAAGGAGCCAACGUCGGAGCCGACUGAGGUGCCGACGGCGGCCGUCCGACGGCGGCACCAGGACGAUACCCUCGGCGAGGCGGCGGCGAGCGGCGAGGCGAGCCGAAACUCGGACGGCUUCUCGGAAGUCAGCGCCACCCUGCGGCGGCUCGAGGACGACCUCAUCGAGCAGCUGGCGCGCAUGGGCGACCGCGACGUCUGCGAGCUCUCCGUGCGCGAGAAGCGCGGCUUGUUCGAGCCGAGCGGCGCCGCCGCCGCCGCCCGCAGCGUCGGACCCGACGAGGCGGUCCCGGCCGAUGCGCGGGCGGCUGCUGGGAGGUCUGAGGAAGGGGACACGGAGCGGCCGGAGCUCAGGCCGCUGCCGGACCGCAGCGCGCCACUGUCUUCGCCUGCGCGGUAUGACGUCACCACGUCAGGCGACGAGCGUCUGACGGAGACGGACGAGCCAACGGAAGAGGACUCGUCGGUGCGCAUGCGCGGGCCGUGCGCCGGCCAAUCGGAAGAAACCGAGGACGAGUGGACGCCGCUGGGCGAGCCGGAGCUGCAGGGGUGCAGCACCUUCACUCCCGAGCUGCCCGAGGUCGUGUUCAUCGACUCGGACCACUGCGAGUCUCUGAGCUCCGGCGGCCGCCUGGCGCGGCUCGUGCGCCGCUUCGAGUCGGGCGAAGAGCCCGUCGACACCGACGAGGAGCGUCGCUCGCCGCCGGUGACUCGGCGGAGGCACAGCCUGGCCGGCGACGGGCUGACGACGCUGGCAGACGUCGAUCGUACGUCCGCGCGGGACGGCAUCGCCAUGGAGAUCGAGCCGGGGCACGUGCAGGGCGUGAAGAGCACCUUUCUCUCGUCCGUCAAGUCGUCCAGCGUCGUUACCAGGACGCUCGCGUCGGAGAGCAACGCCAUCGUGCCGGCGGCUGCGCCGGGCGACGCGACGGAGGACACCGAGCAGAGCGGCACGCUUUACAUGAAGGUACGCGCCACCACACCGGUGCUAACACUGUCGAGCGACGCGCUCGCGCAGCAGCCCGCUCCUGGGGCGCCGCUGGCCACCUCACCCAUCUGCCGCGUCCAGGUGGGCGGCGCGGCGUCCGGGGAGGACUCGGUCACGUCAUCCGGCAGCGGGCAGGACAGCGGCGGCGACGUGCUUCGCGACAUCCAGAAGAACCUGGCCGAGCCUGCCGAGGCCCCGGAGCUGGAGAGGCCUGAGAGCGUGUGGGACUACACCGAAGACGGCGGCUGGAGGCGCGGUCGCUGGGCCAGCACGCACAGCAUUCGCUCCCAGGAGCCGGAGGACUGCGUUGACACGCUCAGGUCAGAAGCUGACACGCUCAGGUCAGAGACUGUCACGAUCUGGUCAGAGCCCGCCACGCUCAAGUCAGAGACUGUCACGCUCAGGUACUGGUACCUCUGA
Molecule: messenger RNA, 1809 nt
Organism: Pollicipes pollicipes
Lineage: Eukaryota; Metazoa; Arthropoda; Thecostraca; Pollicipedomorpha; Pollicipedidae
Product: nucleolar protein dao-5
Exons: 6
Coding region: 1-1809 (602 amino acids)
Source: RefSeq, a predicted model, not a curated record